This is a messenger RNA of Cynoglossus semilaevis (tongue sole), 1879 nucleotides long. RefSeq names its product dynein regulatory complex subunit 2. Lineage: Eukaryota; Metazoa; Chordata; Actinopteri; Pleuronectiformes; Cynoglossidae. Gene Ontology annotation, cellular component: axoneme; axonemal dynein complex. Bases 290 to 1702 code for a protein of 470 amino acids. The transcript has 9 exons. Gene Ontology annotation, biological process: cilium-dependent cell motility; axonemal dynein complex assembly; regulation of cilium movement. The record is from RefSeq and is a predicted model, not a curated record.
UGUAUAUAAAACACUGUGUACCUUGGUAAAAAAAAAUUCAGGAACUUUUAAAUUUGGAAUUUUAAAGUGGCAGAAGUCACGUGCUGGAUCACGUGAUGGCGUUGAAGUUGCUAUGGGGACGUAGAUAUAAACAAACUGACAGACUUCUGUCUUAAAGAGCCUGGAAUCUAACAGCCAAAGUGUCAGAAUCCGAUUACAGAAAUGAAAGAACCAGUAGUGUAAUAUGGAAACCCUCCAGAACUAGCUCACGCUCGGUGGAAAUCUGGACUGUCACCAUUAGAAAAUAAAGAUGCCCAGGAAGGUGAAGAAGGGAGGAGCAAAGACAGAGGAGGAGAAGCUCCUGUACCUGCAGCAGAAAGCUCAGGCGGAGGAGGAGAUGACCAAGAAGAAGGAGGAGAUCCUCACUCUGUUCCUAAAGGACAAGCUGCAGAAGGAGGAGCGAAACACUGUCGUGAACCUGUUGAAGCUCAACGAAGGUUGGAGGUCCAUCCUACGUCAGACUCGAGCAAAUGACCUCCGUAAAGACAUCGACGUGGUCAGGCAGACCUUUGAGAGACAGCUCGAUGGCCUGGAUGAUGUCAUCAAGAGUUUGGGGCAGGAACUUAAGGAGGGGGAGCGUCAGUGGGUUCAGGCAAGGCGUGUUCACCUCCAGCAUGUGGAGCGUCUGCGGGCAGCGCAGGAGAAACAUGUGAAGGAGCUGCUGGAGCAGAGGGAAAACAACAUGGAAAACCUGAGACUGUCGUUCAAUAACGAGAGGAAACAAAUGCUGACGUACAGAGAGCAGCAGCUAGCCAAACUGGAGGACGCAGAGUUCACGCUGGAGCAGCGACACAAGCACCUGAUGAGUGACAUCAUCAGAGUGUACAGCGAGAGCCUUGCUGCGUACGAGAGCGCCCACGACGACCAGAUGGCUGCUCUGCUCCUGGAAGAAAAGGUCGCAUUGGCCGAGAGGAGUCAGAAGAACCAGGAAGUCCUGGUGCUUCACCAGGAGGAAGCUAAAGAACUGGAGGAUCUGGUUCAGAAGAAGCAGCGAAUCAUCCAAAAGACAGAGGAAAAAAUGAAGACGGCAAAGAAACUGCAGGUGACUGCAGCCCAACAGCAGCAAAAACUGAAAUCCAGCGAAACAGAAAACGAGUUGUUAGAACGAGAUCUGACAAAAGCCAUUGAUGACGUCAAGCAGAAAACUCGGAAACUUCGUGAUAAGAUGACUGGAGGUCAGUUGAGGGUCAGAACAGGCCUCCGCGACCUCACUGUCCAGAGCGACAGCGCUGCCAAGAGGCUGCAGGCUGCCAUUAAUAAGGGUGAGAGGGUUUUACGUGUCGGAGAAUUAUGUCACAAACUAAACGGCGUCAUCGCACCGUUGCCCUGCUCUACAGAUGAUCGCAAACCAGGGACACAUGAGGACCAGGCAGAGGAGACGUCUGCGUUUCCUGAGCUGCAUCAUUUAACACGCAAUAUUAAUGUUGCCGUGUUGCACUGUGACGCUGCUAAGAGAGACAGAGAACAUCUGCGCAGAGAGAACGUCCAACUACGGCUCCUGCUGCGUCAGCGACUGGACGCCAUGACGGUCAGUGACCACGCCCUGGAUGGAGGCCCCGGCCUCCUCUCCAUACACCAGGCUCCCACCAUGAGGACACCACAGAGCACUGGCCAACGUCAAACUGUGAUCGAAGCUGUUCACGCCAUAAAGAACUCACUUUAACAGGAUGUCAGUGAAGGUGACGAAACACCUCAUGAACCAGUCACUCCUACACCAAACUCCAUACAGAAAAUAAGUCGUUUUAACUCACAGUGACAUUAAGGCUGCCUCGUGUGGUCAUUUUGUGAUGACUAUUUUAUUUGUUUGAAUUUUAAAAUUCAACGUUCUGUUCUGAUUACU